Messenger RNA from Annulohypoxylon maeteangense, 1136 nucleotides. Its product is annotated as eukaryotic translation initiation factor 3 subunit K. The record is from RefSeq and is a predicted model, not a curated record. Gene Ontology annotation, cellular component: cytoplasm; eukaryotic translation initiation factor 3 complex. The coding region runs from base 105 to 809 and encodes 234 amino acids. Gene Ontology annotation, molecular function: ribosome binding; translation initiation factor activity. The transcript is spliced from 2 exons. Gene Ontology annotation, biological process: regulation of translational initiation. Lineage: Eukaryota; Fungi; Ascomycota; Sordariomycetes; Xylariales; Hypoxylaceae.
GCCAACUUGAUCGUUGCCCCACCAAAACCGACUUUUCUCCUCGAACCUCCAUCAUCAUCGUGAAAGAACUCGUUUCGAACUAACAUCGGCGAGUAACUUACAAGAUGGAUUCCGAAGACCCCCAGGAGCGUCCUGAGGAGAUCACCAACAUUAUCAGCGGUCUCGAACGAUACAACCCCGAGGCCGUCGGUAACCUUGAGGACUACCUGCGCCUACAAUGCGAGAAUAGAUAUACGGAUUCUAAUGCGAACCGGACGUUACUGAAGCUGUACCAGCUAAAUAACGACCGUGUUAAGGACGAAGUCAUCACCAACAUUCUCGUCAAAGCCCUAACAUGCUUCCCGUCCCCGCAGUUCGCGCUAGCGCUCCACCUCAUCCCACCGCACCUGAUGGCGCCGAACCCGCGCGCGGAACUCCCUGAGGCCAUCAGCAAGCUGCGCGAGCUUAACUCACAGUUACAAGGUGCACAGUAUGCGCGCUUCUGGGCAACUCUGGACUCUGACGACCUGUAUGCCGACUUGACGACGGAUAUCGACGGCUUCGAGGAGCUUAUCCGCAUCCGUAUCGCUACCCUGGUCUCCCACGCUUACCGCGAGAUCGAGCUGAGCGUGCUGGAGCAGUGGCUCGGUCUUGAGGACCAGGCUGCGCUGAAGUUCGUUACUGAGACUGCGGGAUGGAAGGUCGAGGGCGGUGUCGUCCAGAUCCCGAAGAACCCAGAGAACGAGGCAAAGAAGAGCGAGGUCCGCGAGGAUGUUAACGUAGAUAUGUUCUCGAGGGUCAUUCGUCGGGCUUGGGAAGAGACUGUUUGAUUGAGCUAUCGAUCAGCCAAAUCAACCAAAUCCGUUUAUCUCGCCUAGGUACAUGCCUACUGGGUCAGGGUCUUCUGCGUCUGGGGAGGCGGUCAUGGUCGAGGUCAUGAAUAGUGGAAAGGGGGCCAACGGAGUGGAUUCGCGAACCAGCAUUGGGAAAAAAGGAUGGGACAAAACCUGUCUUUGGCGUUACGGGUGACGGUUCGGGGAUUCUGAACUUGACUUGCUGGGUGUGCUGCUGCUUACUUAUUCCCCACGACGGUUAGCUACACCUAGAUGGGCCGUUAUGAGAAGUGGGAAAUGAAUAAAAAUGAUGAUAUGAAUGAA